This is a messenger RNA of Penicillium verhagenii, 450 nucleotides long. RefSeq lists its product as uncharacterized. Bases 1 to 450 code for a protein of 149 amino acids. The record is from RefSeq and is a predicted model, not a curated record. NCBI's taxonomy places the organism in Eukaryota, Fungi, Ascomycota, Eurotiomycetes, Eurotiales, Aspergillaceae. The transcript has a single exon.
AUGGAUAAACAGGACCGUCCUUGCAAAUGCCAUGAGCCAGGCAGCAAUAAGGAUCAGGGAUUCACCUACUCAGUUGGUAUCGUUCGCCACCAACGCAAAGUACACAAGAAGAACACCGACGCUAAGAAGCCGCUCAUGUGCCCUUAUGCCGAUUGCAAGCGCGGCACUGGAAACGGGUCUACGCGUCAGGAGAAUCUUCGAGCGCAUUUGCGCCGUUGUCACAUGCACACCGAUGACAAUGGUAGGGGUUUGAUGGUAGAGGGCAUCCGUGCCAACUUAUUUCCCGCAACCGGUAUGAAGCGCCGACUCGACUCUCCCAAUGAAGAGCAACAGCUGCCUGAAGAGGAGAGCGGAGACCUGCACAAUGAAGUGAAGCGACUGCGCCGCGAAGUUCAGGAGAAGAAUCGCCGCCUCGAAGAGCUGGAUCGCAUUGUGGCGGGAAGUCAGUAA